UUCAUCAGAAGUAAACGAAACGGAAACAGUAGUAAAACGAAACUCGUCGUGUCAAGAUCCGUCCAUGUUUCCAGACUGGGAUCGACCUUUCACCGACCAAGAAAUUAACGCAAUCGAUGCCGUAUUAAGUUCUGCUUCAUCUUCCUCCUCAGCCUCCGCACCCUCUAAUAACCGCCACGUCGAGGUCCUCGAUGACUGCCGUCCUGUUCUUCGACGCCGUUUACCAGGAUCGAUCGCUGGGUUACAACCAGAUGUCUCAGUUUCCAGAAAAAAAGACGAUGGUAUCUCUGAAAGUAAAAGCAGGCUUGUGGAAACCCCGAAAUCUUCCAAGCUAUUGCCUUGUUCCAAGAAUCGACUCUAUGAUCUCUAUAACCGACCUUGUCAAACUAAGGUAACAAUGAACUAUCCAGACAUUAAUUUCAAAGGACGCAUCAUAUACAGCAAAACAUUUUUUGAGGUAGAGAAAGCUACAUUGGAGCUUUUAGAGAGUUGUGAAACCAAAAAGAAUGAAGCAGGUGUAGUGGUUCUUGGUCUUGACAUUGAAUGGAAACCCACAUUUAAAAAAGGUGUUCCUCCUGGUAAGGCUGCAGUUUUGCAGAUAUGUGCAGACACUAGUUCAUGCCAUGUUAUGCAUAUUAUCCAUUCUGGAAUUCCACAUUGUUUGAAAUCCCUUCUCGAAAACCCUGCAUUCGUUAAGGUUGGAGUUGGUAUUUCCAAUGAUGCUGUUAAACUAUUUUCUGAUCACAAUGCAUCAGUUCAACCUUUGGAAGAUCUGUCUUUUAUAGCCAACCAAAAGCUUGUUGGUGGUAAGACAAAGAAUUGGAGCUUAUCUGCACUAACUGAAAUGCUUAUAUGCAAACGGCUUGCUAAGCCUGGUAAAAUAAGACUUGGUAACUGGGCAGCUAAUAUUUUGUCCAAGAAACAGAUUCAAUAUGCUGCUACAGAUGCAUAUGUCUCUUGGUAUAUAUAUCAGGUGCUUAAGAACCUCCCAGAUCCUGUUGACAGCGAAAAGCAAGAACUCCCAGAUCCUGUUGACAGCACAAAGCAAGAACUCGAUGUAGUUAUAUUGGAGUGAAUUUUUGUUCCCAAUCUUAUCAUACUAUCUUCAUAUCCCAUCAAUACAUUAUUUUUAUUUAUCAAAUCAAUAAAUCUAGCUUCAUGGGUUUUGGUAGA
Impatiens glandulifera is the source of this 1173-nucleotide messenger RNA. RefSeq names its product Werner Syndrome-like exonuclease. The coding region runs from base 65 to 1075 and encodes 336 amino acids. Gene Ontology annotation, biological process: nucleobase-containing compound metabolic process. Lineage: Eukaryota; Viridiplantae; Streptophyta; Magnoliopsida; Ericales; Balsaminaceae. Gene Ontology annotation, molecular function: 3'-5' exonuclease activity; nucleic acid binding. The transcript has 6 exons. The record is from RefSeq and is a predicted model, not a curated record.